Molecule: messenger RNA, 1801 nt
Organism: Lacerta agilis (Sand lizard)
Lineage: Eukaryota; Metazoa; Chordata; Lepidosauria; Squamata; Lacertidae
Exons: 9
Coding region: 1-1485 (494 amino acids)
Molecular function (GO): protein binding
Source: RefSeq, a predicted model, not a curated record
AUGCUUACUAGAAAGUUUGGUUUGCCUGCCUGCCGCCCUCUCUGCAGAGCCUGCCAGGCUCAGCCAUGUUGCCUGAGGGGCCGGGAGCGCCUGGCCCUGGGACCUGCUGUGAAGGACGUGCCAAAAUGCCCAGAAGGAGGCCAGGGACGCGCCCGGCGCGAAUAUCGAAGCCGGCUUCGUCGGCCUCCCGGAGAGCGAUGGCGUCCCAGGGACAAGGCGCCUGCCCUCUUGACGAGGAACUCCCAGCUCCGCAAGGUCCAAUCAGCGGCUCCGGCGCUUUUCUCGCCACCAGCCAAUGAGAGGAAAUGGAACGCCUCAUGGGGGCGUGGCGGUGGGCGGUGGCGCGUCCGUUGUCAAGGCGACCGUUUGAAGGAGGCGCUCGAGGCGGGCAGGGAUCCCCCGGGGCUCAUGGCCCACCGGCGCCUGGCGGAAGCGCUGCAAGUCUCGCGGGACUUGGUGGUGAGCGGGUGCGGCAAGGACGGGGUGUGGCCGGCCGAGGGGGACUCCUGCUGCCCCAGCAGCCUGGCCUGCCUGCGGCAAGUGCCCCUUGGCAAGGAUGCGCAUGGAAUCUACAGCCUCUGCUUUGCCCCGGGUGGUGGGCAGCUGGCAGCUGGCUUUGGCAACGGCUGUGUGCAGCUGGUGGAUGCUGCCAGGGGCUUGCCCGGCCCCUCCUUGUUCGCAGGGCACCGCACACGGCAAGCGGUCACUGCCCUGAAGUUCCACCGGGCGAAGCCGGGUCUGUUGCUGGCUGCCGGGGCGGAUGGCACCAUCUCAAUCUAUGACCUGAUCUCACACUACCCUCUGGCUUCCUGGACAGAGACAGAGAACGAGAUCAACGCCAUGGACUUCUGCCGGGACGGAAGCUCCUUUGCCACAGCAGGCAAAGAUCGCCAUAUCCGACUCUACGACAGCCACACCAACCAGCUCUUUCACGUCAUGCAUGCCCCAGAUUUCAUGGCCGGGGAUGAGUUCACACCCCUCAGCGGACACUCACGGCGGAUCUUUGCCUUGCGCUUCCACCCCACAGAGCUGCAUCUCUUUCUGACGGGUGGCUGGGAUAAUUCUGUCAAGGUGUGGGACAAGCGGGUGUCCAAAGGUGCGAGGAGUGUGAUCAACGGGCCUCACAUCUGUGGCCCCGGGAUUGAUGUGAAGGGAGACCAGGUCCUGACUGGCUCGUGGGUGCCCCGCAAUGCCCUCCAGCUCUGGGACCUGCGCCUGUCUCGCCUGUGGCAAACCCUGCCCUUCCCCUGCAGUCCCACGCAGGGCGAGUUCCUCUACUCAGCCCAGUUUUGCAUGGAGGACGUGGUGCUGGCUGGCGGCAGCGGGACCAGUGGGGCGAGCGCCAUCCACACGGGCACAGGCCAGGUGGUCGGGGAGAUUCUGCUGCCCAACAAGCCCGUCCAUGUGGUGGCAUCUGCCCCCGGAGGCCAGGCUGUGGCUGUGGCUGGGGCAGGGGGCAACCUUCACUUGGCGCAGCUGCACUGAGCCCUGGAAGGAAGAGGCAUAGCGUCCUGCAGGUGCCCAACCCUGGAGUUCAGGGGCAGGGAAGCCGUCAGCCCCACACUGGCCACGGCCAGGGCGGCAGAGCCAAGUUGCUGCCUCUUGCCACAGGGGUGAUUUGGGUGGGCGAGGGUGCCACUUCCUUUCCCCUCCUUGCCCUGCCCAGACCCCCUGCCCUCCCUGCCUCAGUUUCCCUUGUUUGUUCUGUCUGAGGAGGGGGCUCCGCAUGGACCAGGGGGUGCCUGGAGCAGAGGCUAUUCCCUUCUUUGGAUCUGUGCAAUAAAAGCUUCUUGCAUCUGGA